This is a messenger RNA of Scedosporium apiospermum, 1428 nucleotides long. Its product is annotated as Phospho-2-dehydro-3-deoxyheptonate aldolase. The record is from RefSeq and is a predicted model, not a curated record. NCBI's taxonomy places the organism in Eukaryota, Fungi, Ascomycota, Sordariomycetes, Microascales, Microascaceae. The transcript has 2 exons. Gene Ontology annotation, molecular function: 3-deoxy-7-phosphoheptulonate synthase activity. Gene Ontology annotation, biological process: aromatic amino acid biosynthetic process. Bases 1 to 1428 code for a protein of 475 amino acids.
AUGGCCUCGCAAACAAACCCCGAGGUCCCCGCCUGGACCCCCGACUCCUGGCGCACCAAGCCCAUCAAGCACGUCCCCGAAUACGCCGACCAAGCCGCCCUCACCGCCGCCACCACCAAGCUCGCCCGCCUCCCUCCCAUCGUGCACCCGCGCGAGAUCGUCUCCCUCAAAGCCCACCUCCGCGACGUCGCCCAGGGAAAUGCCUUCCUCCUACAGGGAGGCGAUUGCGCCGAGCUCUUCGACUACUGCGAGCAGUCCGCUAUCGAGUCCAAGAUCAAGCUCCUGCUGCAGAUGAGCUUGGUGCUCAUCUGGGGUGCCGACAAGCGCGUCGUCAGGAUCGGCCGCAUGGCGGGGCAGUAUGCCAAGCCGCGGAGUAGCCCCAUGGAGAUUGUCGAUGGGAGGGAGGUUCCGAGUUUCAAGGGUGAUAUUAUAAAUGGGUAUCCGAUCGAGGAGAGGGAGAUUGAUGCGGGGAGACUCGUGCAAGCCUACCAUCACUCUGCCGCCACGCACAAUUACAUCCGCGCCUCUCUCUCGUCCGGCAUCGCGGACCUUCACCGACCCCUUGACUGGGGCCUCGGCCACGUCCGCGACCAUACACUGCGCGCCAAGUACUCGGAAACCGUCCACUCCAUUACCGAUAUGCUCCGCUUCCUCCACACCAUCGGCGCUAACCGCACCGACACGCUCGACACCGUAGACCUCUUCACGAGCCACGAAGGUCUCGUGCUCGAGUACGAACAGAACCUCACCCGCCUCCUCGAGCGCCCACGCCUCACCUCAUCCCCUUCCACCGGCGAGGUCCCCGAGCCUCCGAUCAAGGAAUACUACGACACGUCAGCCCAUUUCCUCUGGAUCGGCGACCGCACGCGCCAGAUCGAUGGAGCCCACGUCGAGUUCUUCCGCGGCAUCGCCAACCCCAUCGGCAUCAAGGUCGGCCCCACGACCCCCGCUGACGACCUCCUCGUCCUCCUGCGCACCCUCAACCCGACGGCCGAACCGGGAAAAAUCACUCUCAUCACGCGCUAUGGCGCCUCGCGUGUCCGCGACCUCCUCCCCCAGCACAUCCGCGCCGUCGAGUCGAGUGAGUAUCGCCGCUGCGUCGUCUGGCAGUGCGAUCCCAUGCACGGCAACACCAUGUCCACGCCCUCCGGCGUCAAGACCCGCCAGUUCGCCGACAUCUUCUCCGAGCUGCGCGAGACGCUUGAUAUCCAUCGCCGUGAGGGCAGCUACUUGGGCGGCGUGCACCUGGAACUCACGGGAGAUGCCGUCACUGAGUGUCUGGGCGGCGGAGAGAACUUGGACGAGGAUGAUCUGAGCACCAAUUAUACGAGUUUCUGCGAUCCGCGGUUGAAUGAGAAGCAGGCGCUUGAGCUGGCGUUUUUGAUUGCGGAUCAUUACAGGCAGGAGAGAAAGCCACUCCCAAUUUGA